Molecule: messenger RNA, 3348 nt
Organism: Lonchura striata (white-rumped munia)
Lineage: Eukaryota; Metazoa; Chordata; Aves; Passeriformes; Estrildidae
Source: RefSeq, a predicted model, not a curated record
UUAAAUUUUCUGUCUCAGUGACUCGUUUUCUCUCUGCUUCAACUUCUCAUAGCCGGAUUUUUGUAGUUUUUCGGUUUUGAACUUUCCCAGGGUAUGUGGGCAUGGGUUAGGGAGGAGAAGCCCACAGGACAAACUGGUUGUUAGUUCUUCUCAGUUACACAAGAGUUGAUGAGAUACAGUUCUUUGAUAUCAGUUAACAUUUUAUGUUCAUAGAUCUGGCUCAGCACAGCCAGUUGGAGCCAGAUGUCAUUCCCUGUUUUUUUAUAUGCGUGGAUUUUAAGAUGCAUUGUGAACCACUUCAUUUAGAAGUGCUACACACCUUUUAUUUUGUAGUAUGAGCUGCAGCUAUUCAGUGUGUAGCCUGACUUAAGUAAUUUUAAUUUUUCCUCCUGUUUCUUUGACUUUACUGCUUGCUUUCAUCCCUCAGCAAUUAUUUGCUAUAAUCUUUGCUGUAUGAUUUAGCAAAUUAUUUAGUGUAUAGAUUGACACACAAUAUUGACAGAACUGAUGUGGUGUUUUGAAUUAAAGGGAUCAUGACAACAUCUUUUUGAGAGAAUCAUGAGGAGGUGAAACUGAGAAUUGUAAGUCAGUUUCCAAUAGAACUCCUUGCAUUUUUAAUUCACUUAGAGUCUCAUGAAAUCAUUCUGUGGCUCUUCUUUUGAAUAAUUUACAGUCAAUUUAUUGAGAAUAGUUUUAUAAAUUACAUGAAAUUUUGGAGGAACCUUUAAGCCAUUAUAUUUUUAAUAUUAUUUAGCCAUUAAAAACUUCUUGUGGAUGAUGCAUGUUCUGUAAUGUAACAGGGGUGUCUGUCAACAGUUGAGUUCAAACAGGCACUGUGUGUCAGUAUAUACACUUUUAGAACUUAAAUUACAGUUGCUCUAUUUGCCAUUAAAGCACAUUUCUCAUUUGUCUGCUUGACUUGAUUUUUGUUUUCCCUUCUCCCUGACUUUAUUUUAGUCCUUAAGCUCUGUGUUAGCUUCAUCCAGAAAAGAAAUCGAACAAAUGUCAGACAAGCUGAGGGCUUUGAUAUCAGAAAAAGAGACUUUGGCACAGGAGGGGAAUACUUUAAAAUUAGAGAGAGGUCCCUUGUUAUCAAAACUUAAAGAAUUGGAAUCAAAGAUUUCCUUAAUGCAACAAGACCAAGAAGAGCUGAAGGCAGAAAAUGAAAGAAUCCUAAAGCAGAAGGAAGAAGCUGAGGCCAGAAGCCAGCAGGAGAGCACAGAAAAGGGAGCACUGGUCUCUGAGAAAAGCAAAUUACUCUCUGAACUCGAGGCAGUGCAGGCACAGCUGCUGAAGGUGGCUCAGGAAAAUGAGGCUCUCCGGUCCUUGGAGUUAAUCUUGUUCCAAAGGCUGGAGGAACUUCAGGCCAGCAAAGAUGCCAUGGAUUUGGCGUGUCAGAAACGUGACAGAGAAUGGGAAGAGCUGGAGAAUUACCAGAAGAGACUUUUGGAAGAGAAAGAUGCAGUUCUAAAAGACAAAGAUGAUGUUAUCCAGAAGCUGGGAAGUUCUUGUGAGGCCCUGGCCAGAGAGCAAAGGGAGCUCCAGCAACAAGUGUCAGCUCUGGCUGCAGAGAGAGAUUCAGCCCUAGGGGAGCUCUUGGCUCUUCAAGACAGACACAAAGCCCUGGAAGAGGAGCUGGGCAGGGUCUUGCAAGGCCUGCAGGAGGAGAAGGAGAUGCUCCUCAAAGGCACAGAGAAGCUGCAAGUGAGUUUAGACAAGGCAGUCAGUGAAAACCAAGUGUUAAAAGUGAGAGGAGAGGAGAUGCAAACCCAGCUCACCAAAGCGAUGAAAGACACCGUGGAGCUGCAGAAUUCCCUUGAGAACCUCACUUGUCUUCUUGAGGAAAUGAAAGCCUCAAGAGAGACACUCAGUUUGGAAUGUAAGCAGUUACAUCAAGAGAAAGAGGCUCUUUCCUCAUCAGAACAAAGGCUUUUGGCUGAAAAGGAGCAGCUUCUCAAUGAAAAUCAGGCAACUGCUGAGAAGCUUGCGAAGGCCUCAGCAGAUGCUGAGCUUUGUGAGAGAAUCUGCACUGAGAAAAUGAACAAGCUGACCUUGGAGAAGGAAUCUGUCCUUCAGAAGUCGUUGCAGUUUGAAAAGCACAAUGAAGCUCUUCUCCAAGAGAAGAAGGAACUGGAGACAAAAUACUUGGAGCUUCUUGAUGCAAACAAGUCUUGUGCAAAGGCAGUUUCUGAUCUGAAGAGAGAACGUGAGCUGGACCUCUCAUCCAGGAAUGCUCUGGCUCAAGAGAAUGCCACACUCCGAGAUUCCAUUGAAGCCCUGAAGGGAGAACUCGGUAAGAAGACUGUAGAAAAUCAAGAAUUAAUGGCCUGUAAAUGUGACCUUUCCAAUCUUCUGAAGGAGGCCCAGGAUGCCAAACGAGCAUUAGAAGUUGCGCUGGCUGCUGCAUCACACACCGAGCGGGUCCUGUCAUCUUCCUUGGACGCUUGCUCCAUUGCCAGGGAGAGGGAUGAGCUGCAGGAGGAGUGUCAGAAAUUAAACAGAGAGGUUGCUCUUAUGAAAGAAACCUUAACCAUGGAAAAGGAAGCUCGAAAACUGGAUGAGAAAUCAUUUCUGUUGGGACGUACAGAACUUCAAAAGAACAUCUGCUGCUUAGAGAAUGAGCUAGGAGAGCUGAGAGAGAAAAAUAAAAUUCUGGCUGAGAAAGCACUUUUCAUUCAGGAGAAAGAAAAAUGUAAAAUGAAACUGGUGGAAAUAAUGAGUGAGGAAAAAGUCCUCAGUGCAAAGAAAGAGCAGGUCACUGCCAGCAUGGAGCGACUGAGGAAUGCCUUUGCUUCCGUGACCAAAUCAGCAGCAGAAUUCCGGGGUGUGCACAGCUGCAUUGCCAGGAAGAUGGAUGUGCUUCAACACGAGAUGGAGCUGAUGGAGAAGGAGGGAGCUGAGUACCUUCAGGAUCUGGACAGCCUGAGGAACGAGCAGAAAAGUCUGCUCAUCAGUCUGAAGGGACUAUUGAAUAAGAUGGGGAAAUUCUUCCAGGAUUAUUACAGACUCUGUGAUGAGGUUAAACUUUUAGAAAAAACUAACAGUGACCUCUCAGACAAAUUGCUGGAGUCUCAGGGCCAAAAUCAGAUGCUGCAGGAGCAAAUGAACAAUCUGAUUUUGAAAGUAAAAGAAAUUGAGACUCUCCAGGCCCAAGCAGUAGUACAGGAACCAGAGGUAUUUAAAUUCAAAGUUAAAAGUCAAGUCUGCGUCUGGUUUUACUAAUCCUGAGCACUAAUCCCUGGUGUCCUCUCUGCACUUCACUGCACUCUCAGCACUUCAUAACACACUGCAGCUGUGGGCUCUCUCAAUAUGGUACUUGGGGGUUGUUGCAAGUUGCAACUGUGAGUC